GCACUAAAUACUAGCUCCCUCCACUUUUUUUCUCCCUGCCAGAUCAGCAAGAGCUGACCUCACUCAACAUGGGCUGACUGCUGGGGUAGUUGCAGCCUCCUCUCUGACUAUAUAAGACAUGACCUCCCAGAAACCCAAAAUUGAAGUUGGUCAAAGGGAGUGUCUAAUUUGGGCCCCAAAGCCCAAGGGUGCUUGAGUUGGAAUUCAGGGGGAGCUCUUGUGGAGGUAGGGAAAGGGAAAUUUGGGAGUAGAGCUGUUAUACAGCAUUAUUUCUCAAGAUGUGGCCUGAAAGUUUGCUGCAUCUAAAUUACCUGGGGGUGCCUGUUAAAAAUUCAGAUUCCUGGGUUUCACUCCAGUCUACUGAAUCUGAAAUAUCCUCUAAAGUUUAAAACCAUUGUGCUAGGGCUCAGAUCAAGGAAGGUGUUGAUGCCCCAGAAAUGUGAGUACACUAAUGCCCAGCAUUGCAAGGACAUCUCUAUUCUAAGGAGGGGAAAGAAUUGCCAGAGGUAGGUUUAGGUACACUCAAGGUCACUGCUGCAGUGUAAAGCCAACACCACUAGAGGGCAGGGUACACACAGACUUGCAGAAAGAAAAAGUAGUGCCUGCUCGGUCUAGGUAAACUGAGACCAGAGCCAUGACCAGGUGGACCGAGUUCUAUUGGUACUAUGAAGUGGGCACUACCUCCUGACCAUCAAAACACACCCUCUGGUUUCAGGUUCUUAGAUCAAAGUUGGGAAUGAGGAAUUGUCACAGAGCACCUCAUUUCCCAGGUGAAAAAACAAUAGUGCACAGCCACAGCCAAGAAGUACAGAGAACACUGGUUUUAGAAUAACCUAGGCCUGGGUUUGAAUCCUGGCUCUAAUGCUUCUUAGCUCCUUACAUGACCUUGAGCAAGUUACCUAAGGUAGUCAAUCAGCUUUCUCAUCCUAAAAUAGGUAUUAAAAAUAUCUUCUUAAAAGGGUCACGGUGAGGAAUACAUAAAACAAGGUAUGCAAAGUACGUAGCAGGUGACUGGCUCCUGGUAAGAGCUCCAUAAAUGGUGGCUGUAAGUUAUUACUGCCCAAGGUCAUAUGACCAUGCACAUCAGAGCUUCCAGCUGCCCUUUGAGAAAGAGGAGAUAGAUGGAACCAGAUCAUGGCUGAGCCAUUUCUGAUUUCUCUCUUAUCAAACCUUUAGUUUCUCUUAAGUGCUUUUAUGGGACCCUCACACCUCUACACCAAACUCCUACAAGAAGCAGACUCUCCUACGAGUGUGACAAAACAACAACAACAAAGAGCCAGUGGUUUCACUGCAGCACUCUGUCCUGCAAAUCAGUCAGAACUAAGACCCCUUGAAGGAGUCAUGUAAUUUUGGUGGCAGUUCUCUGGCUUCAGUUCCCUCUCCUGUGCUCAACCCUCCCCCCAGCCAUAGUGGCAUCUGCAAGGCUCUGACCACAGUUGGCGGGCUCUGUGGCACCGCAGAGGCAGUGCUUCAACAGGAAGUCUUGAGGAACAUUUCCUCCCAAGAACUCCAGGCCUCUGGGCCUGGGCCACUUCUCUAGCUCAAAUGGUUCAGUUAAAAAAAAAAAAAAUCCGUGACAGGGCUUUCAGAAGGGAGGGCUCCAGGGCAGAAAGAAAUCUGGGCACCAGCUUCAGUUUCAAGUUUCCAUUCUGCCACUCAUGCAAGCCUCUUUGGCAGCUCUUGGUGAUCACCUGUAAGAUAUAAACAAUAAUAACUGUCUUCCCCACCUCACAAGAGUGUUGUGAGGGCUAAAUGGAAUGUUACUGAUGACGUGCUUCAGAAAAUUAAAAAGCUCCUUCAUUUGGAAGGUGGCGUGGAGGCGCUGAGGGGACUCGAUGUCGAAAGUCCCAGCUCAGCCACUGGUUGUGCAGUUAACACUUUCCUUAAAGGUUGACAUCUCCGGAAAAGCCUCCCUAGAUCCGAGUUCUGGCGGGUGCAGGGCGCCGGGAGGGGAGGGGAAGUCAGCAGGGUCCUCUUCCAGCCCCUGGGGGAAGCGAAGCCCGGAGCAGGCCAGAGCAGAGCUGUAGGAGAAAGGGCGCAGAGGCCGGUGGGCGGUGGCGCGGGCAGGAAGCGGGGUCCCGCCCGGCCCUUUCGAGCCACGUGCGGUUGUUUCCGUGCCGGGGCGAUCACGUGACCCGCGUCAGCUGACCCGUCACGGUGGAGCCCGGCGCUGGCGCCCUGCAGCCCCUGCCCUGCCGCGCUCCGAGCGAGCGCAGGACCCUGCGGAGGGGUAAGAGCGCCCCCGCCCGCCCCUCUUCUGUCGCCGGCUCUCCCCUGCCACCUCCACCCGAGUCCCUGCCCCGCGCCCAUCCCAACCCUCCCGGUCUGGCACCCGGAAGCCAUCGCGAGGAGGGCCGUGGCCGGGCUCAGCCCCGCGCUGCCCCCAGGCGGCCAGGAGGAGAUGGCCCAGGGGAGCAGGGGGCGGGAAGUCCCUCUUACCACCCGGGCCGAUGGCUGGUACCCGCCCCCAAGCCCAGACAUGGAGGAGCUGCUCCGGAGCGUGGAGAGGGACCUGAACAUCGAUUCCCGGCAGCUGGCGCCUGCCCCGGGGGGCACCCACGUGGUGGCCCUAGUGCCCUCGCGCUGGCUGGCCAGUCUCCGCGAGCGCCGGCUGCCCCUGGGACCCUGCCCCCGGGCAGAGAGCCUGGGCGAAGCGGAAGUCAGGACUCUCCUGCAACGCUCGGUGCAGAGGCUGCCCCCGGGCUGGACUCGAGUGGAGGUGCACGGGCUGAGGAAACAGAGACUGUCCUAUCCGCUGGGCGGGCGCCUGCCUUUGGAGGAAGGAUCCUGCAGCCCCGAGACCCUCACUCGCUUCAUGCAGGAGGUGGCUGCCCAGAACUAUCGCAACCUGUGGCGCCACGCAUACCACACUUAUGGGCAGCCCUACAGUCAUAGCCCUGCCCUCUCAGCUGCCCCUGCCCUGGACUCUGUAAGACAGGCUCUGCAGAGGGUCUAUGGUUGCUCCUUCCUGCCAGUGGGUGACGCUACUCAUUGUCCGCCAUACACCAGAGAUGGCCCCUGUCCCCCUCGGGGCAGCCCUGCCUGCCCCAGUCUUUUGCGAGCUGAGGCCCUGCUGGAGUCACCAGAGAUGUUAUAUGUGGUACACCCUUAUGUGCAGUUCUCCCUGCAUGAUGUGGUCACCUUCAGCCCUGCCAAGCUGACCAACAGCCAAGCCAAGGUGCUUUUCAUUCUCUUUCGUGUGCUGAGGGCCAUGGAUGCCUGUCACCGCCAGGGGCUGGCCUGUGGGGCCCUAUCUUUGCACCACAUCGCUGUAGAUGAGAAACUUUGCAGUGAGCUCCGACUGGACCUGAGUGCUUAUGAGAGGCCCAAAGAGGAUGAGAAUGAGGAGGCCUCUGUAGUAGGGGAUGGAACUGGCAUGAAAUCUAGCGAGGAGGGUGGCGGGGGAGCUGGGCUUCCCACCUGCCAGGAAGAACUUAGGGGCCUCGUGUUAGAUUGGAUCCACGGCCGCAUCAGCAACUUCUCCUACCUCAUGCAGCUGAAUCGGUUGGCAGGUCGGCGGCAGGGGGAUCCCAACUACCACCCGGUGCUGCCCUGGGUGGUGGACUUCACCACGCCCCACGGGCGCUUCCGAGACCUGCGCAAGUCUAAGUUCCGCCUCAACAAGGGGGAUAAGCAACUGGACUUCACAUAUGAGAUGACGAGGCAGGCUUUUGUAGCAGGUGGUGCGGGUGGCGGGGAGCCACCUCACGUUCCUCACCACAUCUCAGACGUGCUCUCAGACAUCACAUACUACGUGUACAAAGCUCGGCGCACUCCCCGGUCAGUGCUCUGUGGACAUGUCCGUGCGCAAUGGGAGCCCCAUGAGUAUCCGGCUAGCAUGGAGCGUAUGCAGAACUGGACCCCUGAUGAGUGUAUCCCUGAGUUCUACACGGAUCCCUCCAUCUUCUGCUCCAUCCACCCUGACAUGCCUGACCUGGAUGUGCCAGCCUGGUGCGGUUCCAGCGAAGAGUUCGUGGCUGCCCACCGAGCACUGCUGGAGAGCCGCGAGGUGUCCCAGGACCUGCAUCACUGGAUUGACCUCACCUUUGGCUACAAACUCCAGGGCAAGGAGGCUGUAAAGGAGAAAAAUGUGUGUCUGCACCUGGUGGACGCCCACACUCACCUGGCCAGCUACGGUGUGGUGCAGCUCUUUGAUCAGCCGCACCCCCGGCGCCUGGCUGGGGCCCCUGCCCUUGCCCCUGAGCCUCCGCUUAUCCCCAGGCUAUUGAUCCAGACCAUCCAGGAGACCACAGGCCGAGAAGACUUCCCAGGACAGCUUCCAAAUGGUGUGGGUCAGCUGGUUUUAGAGGCCAUGCCCUGUGAGGCCAGCUGGACCAGAGACAGGCCUGUGGCAGGGGAAGAUGACUUGGAGCAGGCCACAGAAGCUCUGGAUUCCAUCUCCCUUGCUGGGAAAGCAGGGGACCAGCUCAGCUCCUUCUCUAGUCAAGCCUCCCCUGGCCUCCUGCCUUUCUCAGUGGCCUCAGCCUCCCGAGCAGGACGCAGGAAUAAAGCCGGUGGGGCCGAGCCUGGGGAGGGGGAGGAGGGGAAGAUCCUUCUUCCUGAGGGCUUCAAUCCCGUGCAGGCUCUGGAGGAGCUGGAGAAAAUGGGCAACUUCCUGGCCAAAGGCCUAGGGGGCCAGGUAGAAGUGCCUGAGCAGCCCCAGGUCCAGCCAGUGGUGCAGCUACAGGACCUCUUCCAUCGGGACAUGCAGGCACUGGGUGUCCUGUUGGCUGAGAUGGUGUUUGCCACAAGGGUCCGGACACUGCAGCCCAAUGCACCUUUAAGGGUACGAUUCGAGGCUGUUCGAGGGCUCUGUACACGCCACCCCAAGGAGGUCCCUGUGUCUUUGCAGCCUGUGCUGGACACACUCCUGCAGCUGAGUGGAUCUGAAGGCCCCGUGGUAGCAGAGAGGGGCAAGCUGGACCCCAUGUUUGAGUACAGGCCAGUUUCCCAGGGAUUGCCCCCACCCAGCCCAGGCCAGCUCCUCAGCCCCUUCAGCUCCAUGGUUCCCUUCCCUUCAUACUUCCCGGCGCUGCACAAGUUCAUCCUCCUGUACCAGGCGAGGCGCGUGGAAGAUGAGGCCCAGGGACGGGAGCUGGUGUUUGCUCUGUGGCAGCAGCUGGGCACAGUGCUGAAUGACAUCACCCCGGAGGGCCUGGAGAUCCUGCUGCCCUUCGUGCUAUCACUCAUGUCUGAGGAACACACAGCUGUGUACACAGCGUGGUACCUAUUUGAACCUGUUGCCAAGGCACUGGGCCCCAGAAAUGCCAAUAAGUAUCUCCUGAAACCCCUCAUUGGUGCCUACGAGAGCCCCUGCCGGCUCCAUGGCCGCUUCUACCUGUACACUGACUGCUUUGUGGCCCAGCUGAUAGUGCGGCUGGGCCUGCAGGCCUUUCUCGUCCACCUGCUGCCCCACGUCCUGCAGGUGCUGGCUGGUGUGGAGGCCUCCCUGGAGGAAAGCAAGGGUCUGGUAGGGGCCACCGAGGAUGAGGAAAGUGGGCUCCCAGGGACUGGGCCUGGCUCCUGUGCCUUUGGGGAGGAGAUUCCGAUGGAUGGGGAGCCUGCAGCCUCCUCGGGCCUGGAGCUCCCAGACUACACGUCCGGCGUCAGCUUCCAUGACCAGGCCGACCUCCCCGAGACAGAGGACUUCCAAGCCGGGCUCUAUGUGGCUGAGUCCCCACAGCCCCAGGAGCCUGAGGCUGUGAGCCUGGGCCGGCUGAGUGACAAGAGCAGUGCCAGCGAACCCUCCCUGUGCGAGGAGCGAGCUGCAGACGACGGGGGUGCCCCUGUAGACAAGAGCAGCCUCAGGUCAGGUGACAGCAGCCAGGACUUGAAGCAAAGCGAGGGCUCAGAGGAAGAAGAGGAGGAGGAGGAAGGCUGCGUGGUAUUGGAGGAGGAGGAGGGGGAGCAGGACGAGGUCACCGUGGCUUCUGAGCUGACUCUGUCUGACACGGUGCUGUCCAUGGAGACAGUUGUGGCUGGUGGCAGUGGGGGAGACGGGGAGGAAGAGGAGGAGCCGCUGCCUGAGCAGUCCGAAGGCAAAGAGCAGAAGAUCCUGCUUGAUACAGCCUGCAAGAUGGUCCGCUGGCUGUCCGCCAAGCUCGGCCCCACGGUGGCCUCUCGCCACGUGGCCCGGAACCUGCUCCGCCUGCUGACAUCUUGUUAUGUUGGGCCCACCCGGCAGCAGUUCACAGUGAGCAGCGGCGAGAGUCCCCCGUUGAGCGCCAGCAACAUCUACCAGAAGAGGCCGGUGCUGGGUGAUAUUGUGUCGGGCCCAGUGCUCAGCUGCCUCCUCCACAUCGCCCACCUGUACGGGGAGCCCGUCCUUACCUACCAAUACCUGCCCUACAUCAGCUACCUGGUGGCCCCAGGUAGCACCUCAGGCCCCAGCCGACUGAACAGCCGUAAGGAGGCAGGGCUGCUGGCUGCGGUGACGCUGACGCAGAAGAUCAUUGUGUACCUCUCAGACACCACGCUCAUGGACAUCCUGCCCCGGAUCAGCCACGAGGUCUUGCUGCCUGUGCUUGGCUUCCUCACUUCCCUCGUCACAGGGUUCCCAAGUGGGGCCCAGGCCCGGACUGUCCUGUGUGUGAAGACCAUCAGCCUCAUUGCCCUCAUCUGCCUGCGCAUCGGACAGGAAAUGGUCCAGCAGCACCUGAGCGAGCCUGUGGCCACCUUCUUUCAAGUCUUCUCUCAGCUGCAGGAGCUUCAGCACCAGGAUCUGAAGCUGGGUCCCACAGGCCGCAGUGAGGGUCAGCUGCCAGAGGUGGCCUUCUCUGAUGGGCAGCAGCGGCCAGUGGACCCCACCCUGCUGGACGAGCUGCAGAAGGUGUUCACCUUGGAGAUGGCGUACACAAUCUACGUGCCCUUCUCCUGCCUGUUGGGUGACAUCAUCCGGAAAAUCAUCCCCAACCAUGAGCUGGUUGGGGAGCUGGCAGGGCUGUAUUUGGAGAGCAUCAGCCCAAGCAAUCGCAACCCUGCCAGCAUGGAGCCCACCAUGCCCAGCGCCAGCCCUGAGUGGGACUCCCAGGGUGGGGGCUGCCCCCAGGAUGACGGCCACUCAGGGACAUUUGGCAGUGUCCUGGUGGGGAAUCGCAUCCAGAUCCCCAAUGACUCUCAGCUUGAGAACCCUGGACCACUGGGCCCCAUCUCGGGGGUGGGUGGCGGAGGCCUUGGCAGCGGGAGCGAGGACAACGCCCUGAAGCGGGAACUUCCGCGGAGUGCCCACGGGCUGAGCGGGAACUGGCUGGCGUACUGGCAGUACGAGAUUGGCGUGAGCCAGCAGGAUGCACACUUUCACUUCCACCAGAUCCGCCUGCAGAGCUUCCCAGGCCACUCGGGGGCUGUCAAGUGUGUGGCACCCCUGAGCAGUGAGGACUUCUUUCUAAGUGGCAGCAAGGACCGUACUGUGCGCCUCUGGCCAUUGUACAACUAUGGGGAUGGUACCAAUGAGACAGCCCCACGCCUUGUCUAUGCCCAGCACCGCAAGAGUGUCUUCUACGUGGGCCAGCUUGAGGCCCCGCAGCACGUGGUGAGCUGUGACGGGGCUGUGCACGUCUGGGACCCCUUCACAGGGAAGACCCUUCGCAUCGUGGAGCCGUUGGACAGCCGGGUGCCCCUGACCGCCGUAGCUGUCAUGCCCGCCCCCCACACCAGCAUCACCAUGGCCAGCUCUGACUCUACCCUGCGCUUUGUGGACUGCAGAAAGCCUGGCCUGCAGCACGAGUUCCGCCUGGGCGGCGGGCUGAAUCCUGGGCUUGUGCGCUCCUUGGCGGUCAGCCCCAGUGGCCGUAGCGUCGUGGCCGGCUUCUCCUCGGGCUUCAUGGUGCUCCUGGACACCCGCACGGGCCUAGUUCUGCGAGGCUGGCCAGCUCACGAGGGGGACAUCCUGCAGAUCAAGGCGGUGGAGGGCAGUGUCCUGGUCAGCUCUUCCUCUGACCACUCCUUGACCGUCUGGAAGGAGCUGGAGCAGAAGCCCAUGCACCACUACAAGUCAGCGUCCGACCCCAUCCACACCUUUGACCUGUACGGCAGCGAGGUGGUCACCGGCACCGUGGCCAACAAGAUUGGUGUCUGCUCCCUGCUGGAACCACCCUCCCAAGCCACCACCAAGCUCAGCUCUGAGAACUUCCGUGGCACGCUUACCAGCCUGGCCUUGCUACCCACCAAACGCCACCUCUUACUGGGCUCAGACAACGGGGUCAUCCGCCUCCUGGCAUAGGCUAGGCAAGGGCAGGCAGACAUCCCCAGGGAGUCCAUCCCCUCACCCUUUUUCCGCUAGCAGCUCUCUCCAGGCAGGCCCCAGGCCUCACACCCUGUGUACCCACGUGGCCUGCCUGCUAUGGCCUCCAACUGGGGUUGGGAGGGGCAUGGCCCCUGAAUCCCCAGAGCCACCAGUGUUGCCAGAAAGGCUCUCAUUCAUGGCUUGGGGAAAUGCUGCUACUAGCCAGCAGGAAGCAAGAUGGAGAGCAGGAAGAAGCAUCACUACCCUCACUUCUCCCCAACUCUACUCUCUGGGUCCACGUGGGGGCAGGGAAACUCCGGGAAGGGGAAGGGAGACUGGCCCUGCCCAGCCAGUCUAUAACCAACUUCUCCACCACCCCCUUCCCGUUGGGCUUUCUCUGCCCCUGUCCCUCAAGGACAGGGAAGCUGCCCUGGUCCGGGGCACUGAUGGUGCUUGGACUCCAGCCUAAGGAGGGCUGGCCGUAGUCCAGGAGUUCGGGGCCUUGGUCUGAGGUUUAAGUGUCCACCCAGCCAGGCCCUGCCCAGUGUAGGACCAGGAGGGAAUAAAGGGUAGGAGCAGGGGAGGAGAGGUGGGCUGGCCAGUUGGUGCCCGCUAGGAGUGACCCCAUGCCUUGCCUGGCCACCUCUAACCACAGUGUUUGUGCCUUGAGCUGAGGAGGCAGCCCUUGGGCCCAGAGCCCCUUAGAGAAGGGGUGAGAAGAAUCAUUCUGCAUCUCAGGUCCCUGCCAGGGUCCUCACGUUCUGGAGCAGAGAUGAGAUCUGAGGGUUGGCUCCGGCUGCCUCCUCACUAUUUGCAAUAGAUGUAAAUAUGACCAAUAAAUCCUUUGGAAGAGCCAUGGAA
Molecule: messenger RNA, 9085 nt
Organism: Microcebus murinus (gray mouse lemur)
Lineage: Eukaryota; Metazoa; Chordata; Mammalia; Primates; Cheirogaleidae
Gene: WDR81
Product: WD repeat domain 81
Biological process (GO): aggrephagy
Cellular component (GO): mitochondrion
Molecular function (GO): protein binding; phosphatidylinositol 3-kinase regulator activity
Source: RefSeq, a predicted model, not a curated record